Molecule: messenger RNA, 1128 nt
Organism: Penicillium vulpinum
Lineage: Eukaryota; Fungi; Ascomycota; Eurotiomycetes; Eurotiales; Aspergillaceae
Exons: 5
Coding region: 1-1128 (375 amino acids)
Source: RefSeq, a predicted model, not a curated record
AUGUUGCCCCUCGAAGGUCGCAGCCAGUCAAUCUUCAUCGUUACUACCGUCUUUCUUGGAAUCUCAUUUAUUGCCGUGUGUCUACGAUGCUUCGUUCGGCUGCGACUUGUCAAGGCCUUUGGCUGGGAUGAUGCCUUUAUGAUAUGCGCAAUGUUAUUGAACAUCUUGUUCGCUGUAUGCGGUAUCACUGGCGCUUUGUAUGGAAUCGGACAAAAACUUGAUACACUCAUCGAGAGGGGUACGAUGGAGACCGCAAUGUUUUGGUGGUGGCUUGGUCAAACUAGCUAUGUCUGGACUUGCGCGCUGGCCAAGCUCUCCAUUGCAUUCGCCCUCCUCCGCUUGACGGUUUCCAAGCUCCAUAAACUCAUAUUAUGGACUGUCAUUGGUGUCACUUGUAUCAUUGGGCUUGUCUUCUGGUUCAUGUUGACACUGCAAUGCCAACCGGUUGAGUUCUUCUGGCAACGAGUUCGCGUUAUAAUGGACCCUAAAUCCGAUAUCUCUGGCACCUGCAUGGACCUGGAUCAUAUCAUUGCUAUAGCCUAUGUCUACAGUAUCACGGCUACACUCUGUGAUCUGACCUUGGGUCUUUUGCCUAUUGCCCUAGUGUGGAACUUACAGAUGAACCUGAGGACCAAGGUUGCGUUGGCAGGCAUUCUGGGAAUGGGAUGCAUUGCAAGCGCAGCAGUCAUCAUUCGCAUUCCCUUCUUGCACGACUACAAGGACGAGGACUUCCUAUACGCAACUGCCAACAUCUCAAUCUGGUCCAACGUGGAAGCCAGCCUCGGAAUUGCCGCAGGCAGUCUGGUAACUCUCCGGCCCUUAUUCCGUUGGUUCCGGGACCCCAGCUCGAUGGGCGGCAGCAGGAGCAAAAAUAAACGCACCGGCGGCAGCAUACCCCUCUCAAGCGUGAAUGGAGUGCACUCCAGCACAUCGGGUCCACAAUAUUGGCGCCCAGACCUAGACCGAGAAGACCAACCCGCGGUGAUUACGACGAUUCACACCUCAAAUGGCUCCGAAACUAGCCGGACGAGUAGCCAAGAAGAUUUGAAUCCGACAAACGGCGGCACAUUCUUUCAAGGGGUGAAUGUCCAAAAAACAUUUUAUCUUUCGGAGGACCAGGCAUCGUAA